Messenger RNA from Dipodomys spectabilis (banner-tailed kangaroo rat), 1636 nucleotides. It is a transcript of the gene Atp6v0d1, whose product is annotated as ATPase H+ transporting V0 subunit d1. The record is from RefSeq and is a predicted model, not a curated record. The transcript is spliced from 8 exons. Gene Ontology annotation, cellular component: plasma membrane proton-transporting V-type ATPase complex; early endosome; vacuolar proton-transporting V-type ATPase complex. Gene Ontology annotation, biological process: vacuolar transport; vacuolar acidification; proton transmembrane transport. NCBI's taxonomy places the organism in Eukaryota, Metazoa, Chordata, Mammalia, Rodentia, Heteromyidae. Gene Ontology annotation, molecular function: proton-transporting ATPase activity, rotational mechanism. The coding region runs from base 118 to 1173 and encodes 351 amino acids.
UGACGCACUUGACAGCCCGUUUCGGGCGCCGCGUCAGCUGAUCUUGGAGUCGCGCUGCGUGCCGGCUGGUUUGGGUUCCUGGGUCCCACCGCCCCCCACUCCCCCCGCGGUGCAGUCAUGUCGUUCUUCCCGGAGCUUUACUUCAAUGUGGACAAUGGCUACUUGGAAGGACUAGUGCGCGGCCUGAAGGCCGGGGUGCUCAGCCAGGCGGACUACCUCAACCUGGUGCAGUGCGAGACGCUUGAGGACUUGAAGCUACACCUGCAGAGUACUGACUAUGGCAACUUCUUGGCUAAUGAGGCAUCACCUCUGACAGUGUCAGUCAUUGAUGACCGGCUCAAGGAGAAGAUGGUGGUAGAGUUCCGCCACAUGAGGAACCAUGCCUAUGAGCCACUUGCCAGCUUCCUGGACUUCAUUACCUACAGCUACAUGAUUGACAACGUGAUCCUGCUCAUCACAGGCACACUGCAUCAGCGCUCCAUCGCUGAGCUUGUGCCCAAGUGCCACCCACUAGGCAGCUUUGAGCAGAUGGAGGCCGUGAACAUCGCACAGACACCUGCUGAGCUCUACAAUGCUAUUCUGGUGGACACUCCCCUGGCGGCUUUUUUCCAGGACUGCAUCUCAGAGCAAGACCUUGAUGAGAUGAACAUCGAGAUCAUCCGUAACACACUCUAUAAGGCCUACCUAGAGUCCUUCUACAAGUUCUGCACCCUAUUGGGCGGGACCACAGCUGAUGCCAUGUGCCCCAUUCUAGAGUUUGAAGCAGACCGCCGCGCCUUCAUCAUUACCAUCAACUCCUUCGGCACAGAGUUGUCCAAGGAAGACCGUGCCAAGCUCUUCCCACACUGCGGGCGCCUCUACCCUGAGGGCUUGGCUCAGCUGGCUCGGGCAGAUGACUAUGAGCAGGUCAAGAAUGUGGCUGAUUAUUACCCAGAGUACAAGCUGCUUUUUGAGGGUGCAGGCAGCAACCCUGGAGACAAGACCCUGGAGGACCGGUUCUUUGAGCAUGAGGUAAAGCUGAACAAGUUGGCCUUCCUGAACCAGUUCCACUUUGGUGUCUUUUAUGCUUUUGUGAAGCUCAAGGAGCAGGAAUGUCGCAACAUUGUAUGGAUUGCUGAGUGCAUAGCCCAGCGCCACCGCGCCAAGAUCGACAACUAUAUUCCCAUCUUCUAGCAUCCUGACCUCACUCAAGUGCACGAUGUGUAUUUGUGUGUGCUGUGAUGAAGCCCAUGGCUCACCUGGUAUGGGUGGGGGAGGGGGAGGCUCCAGAGGGUAGCACCUUGUCCUAGGGGCUGCCCAGGUUCUCUGACCCCCUCUGGGACUGCUUUUAAGCCUGAAAAGGGGCUAUUGACCAGGAAUGGACCAACACUCACCCCCACUCCCCCUGCGAGUAAUGAGUCCCCCUUCAGCCCUAUGUUUACAGCCACUAACAUGUCUCAGAAGCAUGUGGUCACUUUCAUGUAUCUCCCUGAUUUAGAAUCCCUGGGAGUAGUGUGAGCUUCCUCCUCUGUCUGAGGGUCAGCCCCAGAGUCAUGGCCCAUGGCAAAGAUAGUAUGUGUGUCCUUGGGAUGUUGGGUAACUAGCUCUGCAGCACCCUUCCUCAACUGUCACUGAAACAAUAAAACUGCCCUCCCUA